Cydia splendana is the source of this 4940-nucleotide messenger RNA. RefSeq names its product DDB1- and CUL4-associated factor 8. The coding region runs from base 141 to 2159 and encodes 672 amino acids. The record is from RefSeq and is a predicted model, not a curated record. Gene Ontology annotation, molecular function: protein binding. Gene Ontology annotation, cellular component: Cul4-RING E3 ubiquitin ligase complex; cytoplasm. NCBI's taxonomy places the organism in Eukaryota, Metazoa, Arthropoda, Insecta, Lepidoptera, Tortricidae. The transcript is spliced from 14 exons.
CGACGUCAAAAAAAGCAAACACCGUGUUCUUCCAUCCGAUCGUCUGUCAGAAAAAUCUAAAAAGAAAUAUAAAUCUCCAUUGUAUGGUGAUUCGUGAUUUUCUCAGUUGACUACUGUAGUAAUUUGCUAUCGUAACUACAAUGGAUGAUAACUCCUUGAGCGAUGACGAAGUAAAGGAAUCUCCUCUCAGCCCUGUUAUGGGUGGAAAGAAGCUGAAACUAAACGACGGAAGUUCGCAGGAUAGCUCCAAUGAAUCAGCUUCGUCGAGUAAGGUCGUGAAGGACGAAAAUGUGGACAGCGGGGUGUCAGCAGAUAAAUCAGAGAGCACUAGCAGCGAGGAGCGAGCCGCAGAGCCUUUAGAAGGGCCCUCGAACGUGGUGGUUAACGCGGCGCCGUCGAGCAGUAUCCAUGGGAUCGUUCUAAACAUACGGCGCCCAAGACUUGGAAGGUGUUACAGAAAACGGAAAACGCCCGACAGAGACUCCGACAGUGAUAAUUCAAGGGAUUCUGAUGAUUUAUCAACAGAAGAAAGCCCUCCUGUGUCUAGGAGAUUGUCUAAUAAUUCAGAUGGAGAGAGUGUGGAUUUGGAAAGGUCCUUAGGCGCAUUUUCAGAGGUGUCUAGAAGCCCCUCCAGCAACAGCAACCACAGUUCUUCAAAUGAGUCAAGUUAUGGGCAGUCCAGUGAGCUAAAUCUGAUCAAUUCAGACUCAGACAGUGAUGAUGGCAACCUGUGGCAAAGGUCUGACAUUGACCAAGACGACAAGGCAAAGAUGGACAGUGUCUUGUCCAAGACUAGGCCAAAACAUAGUUAUUUUAUAUUGAGAGAGAUUUUGAAUCGAGAGAUGGGCCUGACGCUGCCCAGUGGAAAGACAACCAAGGAGGAUGUGAUGUUCGAAAGGAGGUUCUAUGGCUCGCUGCACGCCGUUUACAGGCUGCAGAAGCUGCACCAUCUCAACAAGCAUAAGGGCUGUGUUAAUUCUAUAAAUUUUCAUCCUGAAGGACAACUACUAGCGUCGGGGUCCGACGACACGAACGUGGUGGUGUGGGACUGGGCGCGACAGGCGGUGCUGCAGACCAUCAAGACCGGCCACAAGUCCAACGUCUUCCAGAGCAAGUUCCUCCACCUCAACGCCAGGAGCCAGCUCAACAUCGUCACCUGCGCCAGGGAUGGACAGGUGCGUCUGCUGCAAUGCCCGCCGAGCGGCGGCGCCACGGUGUCGCGGCGGCGGCUGGCGUCGCACUCGCGCGCCGCGCACAAGCUGCACGUGAGCGCGCAGGCGCCGCACCUCGUCGUGUCGGGCGGCGAGGACGGCGUCGUGCUGCAGUGCGACGUGCGCGCCGAGCAGGCCAACAAACUGUUCCACGUGAAGGAGUCCGGCUCGUCGAUCCCCCUGUACAGCGUGUCGGGCCACCCGCUGGAGCCGCGCCUGCUGUGCGUGGCGGGGCGGGACCGCUUCGUGCGCGUGUACGACACCCGCCACGCCGCGCGCGCCCGCGACCUCUACUGUCCCAACUCCUUCCAGGACCAUGAGACAGAUGGCAAGAAGAAGUUCAAAUACAACAUGAUGCAUCUGACAUGCGCGAUAUACAACCACGACGGCAGCGAAAUACUCGGCUCGUAUAACGACGAAGAUAUCUACCUCUUCGACAGCAUACGAGAUGUCUACGAUAAAGACAACCCCAGCAAGGAGACGAACGGCUACACGCACAAGUACAGCGGGCACCGGAACAGCGCCACGUUCAAGGGGGUCGCGUUCUUCGGGCCCAAGAGCCAGUACGUCGUGUCGGGCUCCGACUGCAGCCAUAUAUACAUCUGGGACAAGGAGACUGAGGCCAUCGUGCAGUGGAUGGAGGGCGACAUCGGUGGCGUGGUGAACUGCAUAGAGACGCACCCGCGCAGCCCCGUGCUGGCGACCAGCGGGCUGGACAAGGACGUGAAGAUCUGGGUCCCCUCCAGCCAGGAGGAACCCACCUACGCGGGCCUGGAAAAGAUAGUUCGCGAAAACAGCACCACCCAGAGGAGUCCGCUGUUCAGUGAUUUUUUACCUACACUCUAUAGCGCGUGGCGCGGCGAGAACCGCGUCUUCACCGACGAGGACCGCGCGCCGCCCUACGGCGGCAACAUCGAGUUCGACGGCAACGUCUGCACCGCCUUCUAGUGAACGGGCUCGUCUAGCUGACCGGAUAUUUCCUCACGGAUGUAGCCUUGUAAUGCUGAUGGUGGUGGUGGUGGUGGACCACACCAUAGGCGGAGACGUCACGCAUGUACAGCGAGCGAAGUUGUUUUGUAUGCAGCCCUGCUUAUAAACCUCUAUGAAGGGGUGCGAACUAAACCUUUUCACUGACUGUAACGAACGGAGUGAUGAUCAUUUGUGAGAGAAAACAUCUAUGGUUGGGUAGCCGUUUGAUAGUCCAUUCAAUAUUAAUUUGUAUAUGUUAAUUAUAUUAAAAUAUCAUUUGUUAUGAUUAUAAUAGAUGAGGUGCACGAUUUAAAAAAUGUUAUAGAUUCUGUUACGUAUAUAAGGUGUACAUGUUCAUUUGUUAAUUAGAAUAUUGUUUGCGUUUUUGUUUUCACAUUACUUACAGCGUCAUUAACAUAAAGUCCGAAUAAACAUUAUAUAAUUUUCAAUACUAUGCUGUUAUUCAUAUUGCUGUUCAUCGUCAUGUAGGUAUUAAGAAAUAUGUAUAUUUGUAUAUAGUUAUUAGGGUUUUCAUUACAAAGAUCCCAUUUGAUUGGACUACAUAAGGUAGCCACGAUCUGAACCAUAACCCUUAUUUUGCCUUUGUAUUAAACUAUGUUGUCUACCAACUAUGCACUUGAUUAAAAUACUUUGUAUGUAUCUUUUAAACAUGGCCUUGAUUUUAACUAUAAAACUCCCGUGAGACUCGAACAUAUUAAAAUUGUUUAGAAACGUUUAAAAUAAUUUUAAUAGAGCCUAAAUUGUCCAGCUCUCAGGUCGAGGCUGCCUCAGAAGGCUAUUCAGCUGCGUUAAGAUAUUUCAAGCUGUAAUGUCUAUUGAUAUUAGGUUAUUUGUUCUGCCAAGCAGCUCCAUGUAUAUAAACUUAUAGUUAGUUCCUGGAUGGAACCCACACACGUGCGUGAACUAGUCUAGCCGUGGGCGAAGUCGAACCUGCGAGGCUCUUUUCUUUCAAUGUGUGUCAAGGUAUCCGAACCGUAGGAGGCUCCGGUGAGGCUCCCUUUUGAAUCACACCAAAGAGAAUUUGAAAUAGACAGUUACUGUCAUGGAAAAUUAUGUAGCUACAAUACAUUUACUGCCAUCUUUCGACAGAAGAUUAAAACUGUUAGAACGCCAUUUGACUUUGAUCAUUAUUCUUUCACUGAUAUGUGUUAACUUGUUAAAUAUUAAUAAUAACACCAUCUAAUCGAAGGCUGAAGGUUAUAGCGCCAUCGCUCGAAAAGAUUGCACUAUACCUUUGACCUAGUGUCGAGUAGAUGGCGUUAAUAUUAAUAUUUAACAAGUUGACAUGUAUCGAUGAAAUAAUAAGGAUCAAAGUCAAAUGGCGUUCUAACAGUUUUAAUCUUCUGUCGAAAGAUGGCAGUAAAUUUACAGUGGCUACAUAAUUUACUUUGACAAUCCGCCUCUCUACACUCUAUUCUCAUUGGUCACACGAACCCGUCGCCGCAACGAAGUUACUUUUCAUGAUAUGUAUUUCAAAAUGUUUUAAAAUCAGAGCGUAGUUUCGAUUGUAUGAGAGCGGCUAGCUUCACGUGACUCAAGUGCAAGGCCGUGGUUGAGAGGCCACUUCGCCCACUCCUAGCAACGCCACUGCGAGUUAAUAUAAACAUAAGCUGUACAUAUGUGAUGUGGUUGCCGGUGGUACGCGAGUACAAGUACCUAUCAAUAUUGUACAUACAUGUAUAUUACAUGUUGUCUUUGCAAGGAGCCUGAGCCGUUACGUGUUUAUCACUGAUGAGGAUCCGCACGCCGAUCGGUGUAUGAGCGAGACAGCGGUAUGCGCGUCUAAGCGACGUCCCGCUUACACACCGGAUCCGUAUCCAAUACGAAUGAAACCGCCUUACACGUUCAUGAUUCGGAUGGGUACUUCAACCGUGUGUUUUGUUAUACGCAGAAUAGUGUGAGUGUUACGGAGACUGUAGUUGUGAGAUACUGAUAUUACGGAACUAUGACCUAAGCAGAUUUUUGGAAACGGGAUAUACGAUAGCAAUUGGUGAGACUGAACGUCUUUCGGCGACCGUAUUAUUGCCUUGUAACAUUCUCCAGUCUAUAGAAGCGUUAAAAAAACUAGUCAUAAUGACAUCGAAUCGGCAAUUACCCUUUGAGUUCCUGGGACCUAAAUUUGCCAAAACGACCUUGAGGUUUUAAAUUUAAAAUUGGAUUAUGAUCCUGAUAUGUCCUUUCAUAACUAGCUUGAUAUUUCAGUUCAAUGGAAUUUGGAAUUUCUCCUCAAAAAGAGACAAAUAGCCCACGUUCGAGGAUACCCUUGUGGGUUACACAGUUUUGCGGUGGUUAUUAUAUUAAAGGUCAAAGUUGCUCCCCAACCCUAACAUCAAUAUGUACCCAAUAUUUAAAUAAGCCAACGAGCACUAAUGUUAUUGGAGGUUAAACAUCUUAGUGGCUUCUCGUCUCCGGUCUUGCAGGAGCAAAACCAUAGGUUUUGAGGACAACUUGUCAGGCGUUUAUGCGGUCUACAAACGUAACAAGUUAACAACAACAUUACACUCUGGCUGUAGUGAGCGAUAGGGACGCAGCUAUCUAUUAGAAUAGGAUACCGUUCCAAUUCAAAGUAGGUAUAGCAAAGGGUCCCUUUAGUUAGAUUAUUGUGAUAUAAUAUAAUUGAUAGGUUUGUAGAACGUUUUAUUGUAAAUUUCCUUCUGAACGUGUCAUGACAAGUGUUCUGUGUGUAAAUCCCCUUAUUUAUACUAGAUACUUGCAAUAAAAUUAAACAAAUUGUUUGAU